AUGACGGUGCUUGCCGUUAAGAGCAAGUAUAACGCUGAAUUUCGGCGGUUUCAUUUGGACCGUUCGGUUGUUACGACAUUCGCUGACCUGUACAGGAUCGUAGAAAAAGCACACGGGCUAUAUAAUGCUCAUUUUAUACUGCAAUACGUCGAUCCGAAGGAAAAUACGUUACUUCCAAUAAAUAACGAUAAAAAUUGUGAACGAGCUCUAGCAGUUGCAUCAGAUCCUCUUAGACUUUUGAUACAGCUCAAGGGCGAGAGUUAUGGCGAAAUUAAGGGCUAUAAGUCACCGGGAACGGUUUUCCUGCGAAAGAAGCCAGCAGACAUUGUUAGGUCGAUUGGGUCCGAGAAGAUCAAACCUGGGCAUCAGUCAAUAAUAUUGUGCGAUGACUUUCAUAAGGUUUCGUCGAUAAUUGAUGAUGGCACACUUCCGGAAUGCAUGCGGAGAGUGCACCUUAUCAGGACUGGGUCGAAGCCGCUGGGAUUCUACAUUCGUGACGGAUUUAGCAUUCGUGCCACACCAACAGGAGUACAGCCCGUCCCGGGAAUUUUCAUUUCUCGUCUCCUGCCCGGCGGUUUGGCUGAGUCCACUGGUCUCUUGGCCGUGAAAGACGAAGUUAUUGAGGUCAAUGGCAUUGAAGUGUACGGCAAGACACUGGACCAAGUGACUGAUAUGAUGGUUGCUAACAGCUCCAACCUUAUCAUCACUGUGAAGCCUUUCAACCAGAAGACUUGCAUUCAUCGAACCAAGUUUAUGGCUCCAGUCUCGGCCGUUGCGGGAUCGGUAUCGAACCAAGGGUCCGCUGCCAGUACGAGCCAUCACUCUUCCGCUUCUUCGUCGUCGACAGCAGCGGGCGUAGCGGAAGUACGGAGACAGGUCCUCCCAUCCCGCGACUCCCCAAAGUCGCCAGUGCAAGCUCAUACUGUGCCUGAGGUGCCGGGUACCAUUGAUAUUUGA
Molecule: messenger RNA, 957 nt
Organism: Hydatigera taeniaeformis
Lineage: Eukaryota; Metazoa; Platyhelminthes; Cestoda; Cyclophyllidea; Taeniidae
Source: the annotation of a GenBank genome assembly